CGUAAUUAAUACCCACAAAAAAUGGCCGAUGUUUAUAAGAUUAGUGUUAUUAUAUUACAAGAUUUUAUUAUUAUCGAAUAAGAUAAUAAGUGAUCUUUUAAGAUAAUUUUCAAUCAGUGAUUUUGCAAUUAUGACAAUUUUUAACCCAGGCUUAUGUCUGGGAAAGAAAUGAACUUGUUGGGGUGUUUAUUGCCAUGUUCACUGAAACGCGGUUGGUGGAAUUUUGAAGGAACGGAGAGACACGGAGUGCGCACCGACCUGCUGGUUGCCGCCCCUAGGACAAUGGGUGCAAGUGCAUCAAACACAGCUAGUGUAUCAGGUGUUACGGAUAUGCCGCUACCACAAUCGUUUCAAGGUACACCUGGUGCAGUGCCAUUGUCAUCAUCGCAACAGGACGGUGUUAUUGUACGUGAACGUAAAAAGAAGGUAACUGGUUUUGCAACAUUACGUAAAAAAUUUAUCCGUCGACGCAGAUCAUCGAAGGCGUGUGAUCAUGGACGUAUGUUACGUGAAUUAGUUGCCGAUUGGAGUCCAUUAGAGUUAGCUGCAUUAUUGGAAGAGUAUGAAGCAUUAGCUGCAUUGAAAGAUUUAAGUUUUCAAGCGGAAUUAGCUCGACCACCAGCGACAACAUUUAAACAAGAUUUAAGUGCACUUUACGAUUUUAAAUAUUGUACGGAUGCUGAUUUAGUGUUUCGUGGCGCAUGUUUUCCCAUACAUCGUGCAUUAUUGUCUGCACGGUGUCCAUAUUUUCGUGAUUUAUUAGCUGGAUGUCCUGGUUAUGGGGCACGUAUUUGUUUAGAAUUAAAUCGUACCGCUUCAUUAGAUGUACAACUGUUUUCGGCAUUAUUACGGUACUUGUACACGGGCGAUAUAUGCCCACAUGAAAGUAACAUCGAUUUAGAAUUGUUACGACGUUUAGGUGAAGAAUUCGGUACACCAAAUCCACUCGAACACGAUUUACGUUAUUUAUUGGAAACGGGUGAUUACGCAGACGCAGCAUUAGUAUUUACAUCGGAUGGUAGUGAUUAUCAACGUCCGGAUUCCGGUAGUUCUGAAUAUGGUUUUCGUCCAAAAUUAGAAUUACCAUGUCAUAAGGCGAUAUUAAGUGCAAGAUCACCAUUUUUUAGGAAUUUAAUACAACGUCGUUCGCGUACGGGUGAAGAGCACACCGAACGAGCUCUUCAUAUUCCUACUCGAAUUGUUCUCGAUGAGUGUGUCAUUCCAAAACGGUAUGCACGUGUUCUGUUACACGCUGUAUAUUUAGAUACCGUUGAUCUAUCGUUAAUUUUACGUGGUGGGGGUUGUGGAGCUGGAUCAGGAAGUUUAGGUGAAGUGCAAGCACUUACACAUACCGGACGAAUGCGACCAUCACCGUUGGAGGAAGCUAUGGAAUUGUAUCAAAUUGGACGAUUUUUGGAAUUAGAUAUUUUGGUACAAGGUUGUGAAGAUAUUAUUAUCGAAUGGUUAUCGUUAAAUUCAUUACCGACUGUGUUACGUUGGGCCUCGCAACCGCACGGUUCAGCUUGGGUGUAUCGUCAAGCGUUACACUUUUUACGUGAAGAAUUUCAUUUAGUUGCGCAAUCACCGGUUUUGUAUCAAUUGGAUAAGGAACAUUUAAUAAGUGUGUUAAAAAGUAAUUUUUUACAAGCGAGUGAACUAGAAGUAUUACAAGCGAUAUUAAAAUGGGGUGAACAUGAGCUAACUCGUCGAAUGGAAGAUAGAGAACCAAAUUUAUUAAGUCAUACAGCGCAUUCGGUGACUCGUAAAGGUGUGAAAAAACGUGAUUUAAGCGAUGUCGAAUUACGUGAAAUACUCAGCGAUCUAUUCCCAUUAGUCCGAAUGGAUCAUGUUCUGCCACAAAACAGCGAGGUGUUACAACAAGCGAUCAAACGUGGUUUAGUCAGUACCCCACCAUCACAUAUAAUGGGCGAUGAUCGUGAAAAUUUACGUGUAAACGCAUGGAUACGAUGUCGUAACAAUAACGGUUUAUUUGUACGGCCACGAUUUUUUAUGCCUUAUUAUGAAGAAUUAAAGCUAUUGGUUGAAGAUCAAUUAGUACAGGAAGUACAAAGAUUACGUAUGCAUCGAUAUAUGCCCGAUAUACCAGACACCCUGUAUAUGGUUGAUGAUAAACCACGUUCAGCGAAUACUGCCGGUUUAGAUGUUUUAGCUGCCGCGUUACCAGUUCCCGAUGGUAUGACGUUGUGCGCAAUGUUGAAACGUGUUAGUAAAUUAAAACAAACACCGAUUUGUCAGCGUGCAAUUGCGUCACCGUUAUCUUCACGUGCGGAAAUUAAUCGUCAAAUUAAAUUGCGUGUUGUACGUGAAUUUAAUUUACCGGAUGCUGUGGCAGAUGUACUCGAUAAUACGGCAAUGUUUCGUCAUGAGGAGCAUGAAGAACAGAAUCGUGUUGAACACGAUAAUGGUCCAUCACAAUUACAAUCGAUAUGUCCAUCACCUGAUAGGAAUAAUUUACGUAGCCAACAAACCCCACAAGUUCCAGGUCAACAAGCUCAUGGUCCAAUAUGUUAUGGUAGGAAUUUAACAUUCCCACGAUUUGGCAACAGUGGUAUGGCACAACGUAACGAAUUACCAGCGAUUGUAACAGAAGGUGAUGCAUUCCGACAUUUGGGUGGUGAACCCGAAUCAAGUUCAUGCAGUGAUGGACAUUUAUCGGAUAUAAUGCCAGAUGUUGCAAUGGCAACCGCCAGUUUCGGACAAUUACAAUUACAAGAACAACAAGAAUUGGAAUUAGAUUUAGGUGAUGGUGCUUCACACAUGCAUAAUCAAUUAUUGCAACAAGGUGGUGGGGCAACAUCAUCGAAUAAUCCAUUUCAUGUGGAAACAAAUCGAGCUUCACAUUCGUCAGCGGCUUGCUAUCGUUAUCUAGGUAAUAUGUUUGGACCGCCAAUGAACUAUUAUAGUGCGUCACGUGUUAAUGGCGGUAACAAUGAUGGUACAAAUAAUACACCGAUGGAGUCAGGAUAUCAUACAGGACCACCCCGUUAUCUUUAAAUAAGGUUUUAGUAAAUAAGUUGUUAAUAAAAAUACCAAGUACAAGUAAAAAACAAACAAAAAAAAACGACCCACUGUUUGGCGAUCGCUGAUUCACAGAAUCAAAUAAUUUUCAAAUUGUAAAUUAUUUUUCAUUAUGUAUAUUUUUAUUGCGUUUUUCCACGAUCCUUUAUUUAUAUAUAUAUAGAUGAAAAAUUCAAAAAAAGUAAUUUAUUUUGAAAAAAAAAAAUUUAGUUUCUAGUUCGCCAUUUUGUUUACAACAAAAUAUUAGUACAAUCAAAACCUAUUAUAACGACAUUUGGCGACGAUCGACGAAAGGUUUUUAAAGCACCGUACAAUUUCGAUCGUUAAAGCGAUGUUUCGUUUGCGCAAGUCAGAUAUUCCAAAAUAAAUGUUGGGGUUGGGGCAAGAACAUGACGUGAAACGCGCCCUUGACUGAAUUUUCGGCGCCUAUUUGUGCGGAGUCUAGUCAUCCUUCGUUGCGUACUUGGUACUGCGCAACCGGCUGUCUUCAAUUUUUUGUCGCUUGUUUUCAAUAAGCGACAAAAAUUUUAAAAUAAAAGACAGCCGGAUUCGCAGUACAAAGUACGCAACGACCAAGGAUUAGACCUCACCCAGAUAGGCGUCUUUUUUUCUGCUACCCUCUCCAUGCAAGUUUCACGACCUAAUCAGGUUCAAAAUAAAGUGCGUACAACUCAAAGUUUUUGUUUGUUAUAGACGACUGAACGAAUUUUAAUGGUAUUUGGUCGUUAUAACCGAAAUAUAUCGUUUUAUCCGAUGUUGUUAUAAAAAAUAUGUUCAGACGCCUAAUAACAGAUUCGUCGUUAUAAACGAUGUCUCUAUAAUCGAUUUUGAUUGUAAUUAUUUGAUUUUGUAAAUGUUUUCUUUAGAAAAGACGAAAAAAAAACGAUGAUUUAAAAAUAUUAUAUAUAUAUUAAAUUGCGCAGACUCGUAUCGCGCACCGAACGACACAUGUGAUUUUCU
Chrysoperla carnea is the source of this 3999-nucleotide messenger RNA. Its product is annotated as BTB/POZ domain-containing protein 7. Gene Ontology annotation, molecular function: protein binding. The coding region runs from base 154 to 3015 and encodes 953 amino acids. The record is from RefSeq and is a predicted model, not a curated record. Gene Ontology annotation, biological process: morphogenesis of a branching epithelium. NCBI's taxonomy places the organism in Eukaryota, Metazoa, Arthropoda, Insecta, Neuroptera, Chrysopidae. The transcript has 7 exons.